Molecule: messenger RNA, 1530 nt
Organism: Alligator mississippiensis (American alligator)
Lineage: Eukaryota; Metazoa; Chordata; Crocodylia; Alligatoridae
Gene: PANX3
Product: pannexin 3
Exons: 5
Coding region: 16-1296 (426 amino acids)
Biological process (GO): positive regulation of interleukin-1 production; monoatomic cation transport
Molecular function (GO): channel activity
Source: RefSeq, a predicted model, not a curated record
CCACACUGAGGAGCCAUGUCGAUAGCACACACUGCUGCUGAGUACAUGCUCUCUGAUGCUCUGCUCCCAGAUCCCAGCAGUUCCCGAGCCAAAGGCCUUCGUCUGGAAUUACCAAGUGACCGCAUUGUGAAGUUUGUUGCUGUGGGGCUGCCCCUGUUCCUUGUGUCCUUGGCUUUUGCUCAGGAGUUUUCCACCGGCUCCAAGAUCAGCUGCUUCUCUCCCACCAAUUUCACGGGGAAGCAGUCUGCCUAUGUGGAUACAUCCUGCUGGGAUUCCUUGACCCACCUCGAAUUUGAUGCUGCUGGAAAUGCUAUUGCCAAAUCCCUGUGGACUCUCAAGGCCUUUCCAUAUUCUCUGCUGGUCAUCGCAGUGGUCAUGUACCUGCCAUACCUGCUUUGGCGGUAUGCUGCAGCCCCAGCGCUGAACUGCGACAUGCUCUUCAUCAUCGAUGAGCUGGACAAGUCCUACAACCGCUCCAUCCGCCUGGUGCAGCACAUGGUGAAGGUGCGGGAGGCCAGCCCAGAGCCUGGGCUCUUCUGGGAGGAGUUUGAGAGGGCUCGCAAGGAGAGAUACUUUGAGUUCCCACUGCUGGAGCGGUAUCUGGCCUGCAAGCAGCACUCGCAUCACCUGGUGUGCACGUACCUGCUGCGGAACCUGCUGCUGCUGCUGCUCCUCACUGCCGCCUGCCUCUACCUGGGUUUCCUCCACGUCACAGGCGUCUUCCAAGAUGAGUUCAGCUGCUCCAUAAAGACCGGGCUUCUGCAGGAUGAGCCCCAAAUCCCUGAUUUGAUCCCCUGCAAGCUGGUGUUCUUCUCUGUUUUCCAGAUCAUUAGCAUCCUGACAGGUGGGGUGUACAUCCUGCUGAUGCCUGUUGUCAUCUACAAUGUCCUGCAGCUGUGCCAGUGGGACAAGCGGCUCCUGUCCAUCUAUGAGAUGCUGCCAGCCUUUGACCUCCUGAGCAGAAAGAUGUUGACCUGUCCCAUCAACGACCUGAACAUCAUUCUCCUCUUCCUCCAAGCUAACAUCUCGGAGGUCAAAUCCUUCAGCCGGCUGAGUGCAGUAUGCACCCUGCGGGAAACCACCUCCAACAAGCAGCACAUUGACACCGUGGUUGACUUUAUGACCCUCUUGGCUGGCCUGGAGAUAUCCAAGCCUAAAUACCAGGCUUGCACAGGAGAGGCUGAUGGAGAUGCACCUCUAACACAGAACAAGGUCUUGGAAAUGAAGUCCACGUUGGAAGCUAAAGGAAAUGCUGGUCCCAAAGCCCUGGCAGCUCUGCCUGACGGCAGGAGCUAGAUGGAGCCUCAACAGCGGAGGGGAGAUUUCUAUGGAAUGAGGAGAAGUUGUUGUGGCAGCUGAGCAUUAUAACCAGUGAUUAAUCCCCAAGCAGAUGCAAGCCACUGGUCCGUGGCCUGGCACUGAUGAGACACCUCUGUGCUCCCUCAGCAGACAUUACUGUGCCUGAACCUGACAUCUCCUCAGUCUUUGUCUAAGGCAUCUUUCAGCUUCCAUUAAACCUGUUUUAUCCAG